Diaporthe amygdali is the source of this 252-nucleotide messenger RNA. RefSeq lists its product as uncharacterized. The coding region runs from base 1 to 252 and encodes 83 amino acids. The transcript is spliced from 2 exons. Lineage: Eukaryota; Fungi; Ascomycota; Sordariomycetes; Diaporthales; Diaporthaceae. The record is from RefSeq and is a predicted model, not a curated record.
AUGAGGUCCGAGUUGCGUGUCGACGAGAGGGAACGGGGCUAUCAGCAAGGUCAUGAGCACAGUAGUCACAGCGAGCACCGUUGCAAGGCCUUGGAACUGCGCAGGACAGAUGCAUAUGAGAUCCGUCAUGCUGGGAGCCUCCGAGACGAUGCCAGCCUGGCUGCCAGGCGAACGACCUCCCCAACCUUCACUCAUUCGUUUUCGGUCAUAUUUUCCGCGCUGAGGUUCGAGCACUGCAUGGCAAAUGCCUGA